AUGUACUCUGUAGCUCUUUCUGGUCCAAGAAAUUUCAAGGGAUUGUCUUGUUUUUGCACAUUUUUGCGUCGUGUAUGUAGUCAAAGUUUUAUUGGUGAUGAUGUCGAAAUUGGGUCUGCGAGAGUAGAGGAUUUUCUUAAUGAAUCUUGGAAAAGUUCGGGUUCUGAGUACAAUGUGGACGAUGAAAAGACUGCAACUUUAUUUGAUUCAAUUGGUUAUUCGAUAGUUAAUGGUGAUUUUGAGGGCCAUUCUCAGUCAAACUUCUCAGGAAAACAGAAAUUCAUCGAUGAGGUGAGAAGUGAUGCUGCAAGAAUUCUUGAAAUUCUCCAUCAAGAUGGUCCUGGAUUCAACGUGAAAGCUAAUUUAAGUGAUUUAGGUAUAAGGGUUUCGGGUCUUCUUGUGAGAGAAGUUCUCUAUGGUAUCUUGAAAAAAAUAAAUUACAUAAACAAAAACAGGUGUGCAAAGCUAGGGUACAAGUUUUUUGUGUGGUCUGGCGAACAAGAGAACUACAGACACACGGCAAAUGCAUACCACUUGAUAAUGAAGAUAUUUGCGGAGUCAGAGGAAUAUAAGGCAAUGUGGAGAUUAGUUGAUGAUAUGAUUGAAAAAGGGUACCCAACUACUGCACGCACUUUCAAUAUAUUGAUAUGUACUUGUGGCGAGGCUGGAUUAGCUAGAAAAGUUGUAGAGAGAUUUAUAAAGUCAAAGACGUUUAAUUAUAGGCCGUUUACGAAUUCAUUUAAUGCAAUUUUACAUUCUCUUUUGACAAUUAAUCAGUACAGCUUGAUUGAGUGGGUGUAUCAGCAGAUGUUAGUAGAAGGUCUUUCCCCUGAUGUGUUGACUUAUAAUAUCAUUAUGUCUGCAAAGUUUAGGUUGGGGAAGCUAGAUCAGUUUCACAGAUUACUCGAUGAAAUGGGCAGGAAUGGAUUUUCCCCUGAUUUUCAUACAUUCAAUCUCCUUCUCCAUGUUCUUGGUAAAGGAGACAAGCCUCUGGCAGCAAUUAAUCUUUUGAAUCACAUGAAGGAAGUGGGUAUUCAUCCAAGCAUUCUCCACUUCACCACAUUGAUAGACGGGCUCAGUCGUGCUGGCAAUAUGGAUGCCUGCCAGUAUUUCUUCAAUGAAAUGAUAAAGCAUGGGUUCACGCCGGAUGUUGUCUGUUACACUGUCAUGAUAACAGGUUACGUUGUAUCAGCCGAGAUUGAUAAGGCUCAGGAGAUGUUUUCAGAGAUGAUCAGCAACGGGCAAUUACCAAAUGUGUUUACUUAUAAUUCCAUGAUCCGAGGGCUUUGUACGAUAGGGAAAUUUGAAGAGGCUCUCUUGAUGUUGAAAGAGAUGGAAUCAAAAGGCUGUAAUCCAAAUUUUCUUGUGUACAGUACGUUAGUCAGUUAUUUGCGGCAUGCAGGAAAGCUGUCUGAAGCUCACGAAAUUUCUACCGUGCUUUUGUGGCAAAUUGAAAAUGCAGCAGAUCAGCAAAGGCACUUAAAGGCAGUUAUUAAAGGUCUCGAGAUCUGUUUUUAUGUGGACAUUGACUCUCCUGUACAUCAUUUAUCAUUCCUAGAAGCUAACACAGUCGUGGAUAUUGACUCCAUUCUGUCCAGAUUGGGUCUAUCAGCCAAGGGAUCAGCCAGUUCUCAUAAAGUGGGUUUGAUUUCAGUUCGGAACCGUUGUUUAAAAGUUUGGAUGCACAAAAGGGGACUCGAUCACAAGCAACUUUGCAGACAACGGAGAACAGAACGGCAAUACCAGUCCCAGCAAUGCUCGCAGACAAUUGGGUUAGAAGCUGGGGUAGUUCAGGACCCGAUUUCUUCAAUAAAAAAAAAUUCGCAGUUUUUCCGUUGUGCUUCCUAUCGGCCAUUAUGGACAGAAGACUUUCAAAUGCAAAAAGGACUGUCAAGAGGUGCAGUUUUUUUUACAGUUUCAAGCACUGACUUCGCACUUGCUCCUCUUCUCCUUCUCUUGAAGAAAGGGACCAGCAUUGAUUGCUUACUCAACUUGCUUGUGCUCUGA
Molecule: messenger RNA, 2007 nt
Organism: Fraxinus pennsylvanica
Lineage: Eukaryota; Viridiplantae; Streptophyta; Magnoliopsida; Lamiales; Oleaceae
Source: the annotation of a GenBank genome assembly